This is a messenger RNA of Pestalotiopsis fici W106-1, 2631 nucleotides long. RefSeq lists its product as uncharacterized. The transcript is spliced from 2 exons. Gene Ontology annotation, biological process: mitotic G2 DNA damage checkpoint signaling; mitotic DNA replication checkpoint signaling; DNA replication initiation. The coding region runs from base 1 to 2631 and encodes 876 amino acids. Lineage: Eukaryota; Fungi; Ascomycota; Sordariomycetes; Amphisphaeriales; Sporocadaceae. The record is from RefSeq and is a predicted model, not a curated record.
AUGGUAUCACCGCCUUCCUCGGCCAACGGACCGGAACCGUUCGAUUUCUCCAAACCGUUUGAGGGUGUGGUCGUGUGCUGCACCAGCAUUCCCCCCGAACACAGAGCAAACCGCGUCAAGGAACUCGGCGGUGUGCACAAGUAUGAUUUGACACCCGACGUAACGCACUUGAUUGUGGGCGACUACGACACCGCAAAGUACCGCCAUGUCGCCCGCGAACGACCCGACAUCAAGGCCAUGGCCGCCAGCUGGAUCAGCGCCGUUCGAAGCUAUUGGGUAAAGGAUCAGGAGUUCGACUAUAACGCCCUUGAAGCUGAACACCAGCUCAAGCCAUUUGAGAGCAGCGGCGGCCUAGCUAUGAGCAAUGUGCCCGAGGAACAAGAGCGACAAAAGCUCCUAAUAUGCCUGACGGGCUUCGAGGAACAGGACCGUCACUACAUUGAAGAAACGGUUACGGCAAAUGGUGGUAAUUACAUGGGCGACCUCUCUAGAAAAGUCACACACCUGAUCGUUUGCAAACCUGAGGGCAAAAAAUAUCAGGCCGCCAAAAACUGGAAUAUCACCACGGUAUCCAUUGAAUGGUUGGAUGACAGCGUCAAGCGCGGCUUGAUCCUCGACGAGACCUGCUAUGAUCCAACCCUGCCAAAGGAAAGUCGUGGAAAAGGUGCCAUUACGCGCAGAGAAAUGAAGAGACACUCAUUACCAGGAAAGCGUCCUCGCGACGGUUCCGACGCUGUUCAGCAAAACGGACCAAGAAAGUUGAGAAAGAGUGCAAGCAUGCGAUUAAGUAGCCAGGGAAACAAUCUCAUGAACGAGAUACUUGGUGCAAGGCAAUUUUCAGCAGAGGCGUCCACACCAGGGCUGCCGCAGGAGUUCGAAAGUGUAGAGGUGCGGACGUCCGUGUCUAUACCGGCGCCAAAGUCGCUGCCGGUAGCCAGAGCGUCGCCGUCUCUGCCGCCACCAUCGGCCGAGCCCACCCAACCGUUUGGCGGUGUCUUCAAUCUAUGUCGUUUCAUGGUUCAUGGCUUCUCCGAAAAGAAACACAAGAUAAUACACGAUUACCUGACUUCGCAUGAUGGCCAGAUUGCUUCUUCAAUGUCAGACCUCGCCUCUGGCGCUCAUCUGGAGCCACAAGAUCAACGAUUUUUGGUGGUCCCUCAAGUGUCACAACCAGACUCACACCCAAUCAUCCCGGAAGGCGUUCACAUCGUCACCGAAUUCUACAUAGAGAGGUGUAUUCAUGGGAGACGGCUCUUUCACCCGAAUGACCAUGUCUUGGGAAGGCCCUUUCCCCGCUUCCCGGUUCCCGGGUUCGAUGAGCUCACAGUUCAUAGUACAGGGUUCAAGGACGAGCAGCUCAAUCAAGUUGAGAAGACCAUUGUGCAGCUAGGCGCAAAAUACGCAGAGCGUUUCAACGCCCAAAGUUCAGUCAUGGUUUGCCCAAGUCUGAAAGACGUGCGUACCGGCAAGCUGGACCUUGCGCUACGACACAAAAUCCCUGUUGUGAAUGCCGAAUGGCUGUGGCAAUGUAUAGCUUCAGGGUUUCGGGUGCCUUGGGACAAGUUCGUCUUUGCCGAAGUGCAACACAAGAUUGCCAUCGAUGUGGACCCGGAACUAGACAAGCAGCGACAGAAAUUACAACGGUCCCGUUCUGAACCGGUCGCAAAGAAGGAAGCAAAGUCAGAUCUCCGUGCCCCUGCAGCCAAACGUGUUCCAGAUACAACGGCAUUUUCCGAGGAGGCUGUGGCAGGUGAUUCCGUGUCAAAAGAGCACCGAGCAAAGGUGGCACCGGCUAUUGUACAACAAGACGACUCCGCCGUUGAUGUGUCCAACUAUGAUACGGCACCGACACACCAAGCACAUGACAGUGUAGAAACUGGACCGCUAUCCGAGGUGGGCGGGAAUGCUCUCAAUGAAUCACUACAGGUAUCACCUUCGAAAAACGAGGCCCGUAAGACUCUUCGCCGCUUCCCUACAGGAGGUACGAUCGUUGAUUCUGAAGGUCUUGAUGAGUCUGACGCCGUCAGUAUCCGUGAUGGGAGUGCUGCGCCAGAGAAGGACACAAAGGGGCCUAGUCCUUCGCAAUUAGAACGAGCAAACAAGCAGAGAGCAGAAGAUGAGAAGGCUGCCGAACGGCUUGCCAUGGCGAAACAAUUCACCAGCCUCAUGGAUAAGCCGCUUGCAGACGAGGCAAGCAAUGUUCCGGCAGCUCUGACAUCUGCCACGAAACCCCAACGUCGGAAGCGAGAAAUUUUCGGGCGCGCCAUAUCCAACGUCUCGGCAGCAUCAUCCGCCAGUGCUGAAUCUGCCACCACAGCCAGCAAGGCGCUACGAAUUGACAGUGUUAAGAGUGCUCCUGGCUCCAUCGACUUGCUCGACGAAAUGCUUAGUGGAGAUCAAGCGCAGAGCGACAAGGAUGAAGAGUCCAACAGACCCCCUGCUACACAGAUUGGCUAUGAUGACCCUCAGGCUCGAAAGCAUCGAGCUGAAAUGAUGGAUAGGAUACAAGGAAAGAAACCUGUGGCUGCCAACCAGCCAAAGCCUAGUCAGGACAAGCCUAAGAAGGUGCCGCUGGCAGAGGCCGCAGCUGUCACUACUUCUGGGCGACGAACCAGAAGAAAGGGGUUUUGA